AUGGAGACAAACGGCCAGGCGAAUGGGCUUAAAUCCAGAAAGAAAGAGAACGGCGAUGGAAAGGAUAAUUUAUGGUCUGCUAUUUUAGAAGAAGUUCAAAAUCAGGGUAACACGAAACUACCUUCAAAUAAGAAUGUGCUAGUAUUGGGAGAUAAUGAAACUGGCAAAACUACACUCAUAGCAAAAUUACAAGGUGUUGAGGAUCCCAAGAAGGGAUCGGCACUUGAAUAUGCGUAUAUAGAUGUAAGAGAUGAAUAUCGUGACGAUCACACAAGGCUUAGUGUUUGGGUCCUUGAUGGAGAUCCAGGGCACACAAAUCUGCUCAAGUUUGCACUCAACGAAGACACAUUCCCACAUACCCUUGUUCUACUCACAGUGGCUAUGACCACUCCAUGGGGUAUACUAGAUCAACUACAAAGUUGGGCCUCUGUGCUCGGCGAUCACAUAGAUAAAUUAGAUCUCAGCCCUGAGCAAAGGCUGGACAGCAAGAAGGUGCAGACGCAGAAGUGGCAGCGGUACAUGGAACCGGGCGACGAGCUGGAGCCGGCCGCUUCGCCAAUGAAGCGCUCCUCCAGGAACCUCGCCGACGAGUUGGCAAACGACGAUGACGACGACGUCCCACUCCCGGAGGCGGUGCUCACCACCAACCUGGGCCUGGACAUCGUCGUCGUCGUGACUAAGACUGACUACAUGAGCACCCUGGAGAAGGAGCACGACUACCGCGACGAGCAUUUCGACUUCAUGCAGCAGUGGAUAAGGCGCUUCUGCCUCCAGUACGGCGCGGCGCUGUUCUACACCAGCUCGAAGGAGGACAAGAACUGCGACCUCCUAUACAAGUACCUCACUCACCGGAUAUACGGGCUGCCCUUCAGGACGCCAGCCCUGAUAGUCGAGAAGGACGCCGUGCUCAUACCAGCGGGCUGGGACAGCAUGAAGAAGAUCAGCAUACUCUACGAGAACAUGCAGUCGUGUAAGCCGGACGAUUACUACAGAGAUAUCAUCGUGCAGCCCGCCACGAGGAAAAGCGGUGGGCUUCGCGAGGCGGAGGUGUGCGCUGAGGACGAGCAGGCAUUCCUCCAGCGGCAGCUGGCCGCGCUGCAGGCGGGCGCGCCCGCGCCCCGCGCCGACUCGCCCCUGCGCACCGCCCAGCGAACCGCCGCCCAGCUGGACGGCACGAAGAUCAGCAUGGGCGGCGGCACGCCCGGCAACGAGGGCGUGCUGGCCAACUUCUUCAACUCGCUGCUGUACAAGAAGACGGGCUCGCCGGGCGCGCGCGCCGCCGACGCGUCGCCGGCCGCCGCCGCCGCGCGCUCCGACGCCGCCGCCGAGCUGGACCGCCUCACCAGGGCCAAGCGCGCCCCGCUAGACCUCAACGCCUCCGACUGC
This is a messenger RNA of Iphiclides podalirius (scarce swallowtail), 1386 nucleotides long. The record is from the annotation of a GenBank genome assembly. NCBI's taxonomy places the organism in Eukaryota, Metazoa, Arthropoda, Insecta, Lepidoptera, Papilionidae.